Temnothorax curvispinosus is the source of this 462-nucleotide messenger RNA. RefSeq lists its product as uncharacterized. The record is from RefSeq and is a predicted model, not a curated record. Bases 29 to 364 code for a protein of 111 amino acids. The transcript has 3 exons. NCBI's taxonomy places the organism in Eukaryota, Metazoa, Arthropoda, Insecta, Hymenoptera, Formicidae.
AUGAGCUACCGUUAAAGUCGUUUUUGCAAUGGAGGACUUAAAACUGUUAGUGGAAGCCUGCGACAUGUUAGUUAAAGACGUUGAAAAUCUAGCUACUACUGCAACAUCUAUGAAGAAAAGCGCUGCGAAAGUGUACGCUGUGGUCAAACACAUGCGUAAAAUUACGCCCAAAUGUAUUAAAUUACAAUACAACAUGGAAGACAAAGAGGACUUAUUCCAAUAUGUACACAGAUGUAUAAAUUUCAUCGGUGAACUACAAAAAGCAGAAAUUAAAAUUCCUGGAGCUAAUCCAAGGAUUCAGACAAAUGAUUCGGACGCUUCUACAAGUGGUGAUAACGAGGAUGAGAUCGUCGACGUCGACUGAAUACGGCGCUAUGAUGUAGUAGUAGUUGUAGACUAGUGGCUGAAAUGCAAACUUGCAUUUUUUAAGAUCGUAGAAAAAAUAUCUGCGAGGAUUCUAGA